UCACAGCCAGUCGUGUUUAGAUCCCUGUUGUUGCAGGUAAAGAGCAGCCGAGAUCUUCAUCACAUCCAGGAAUCUAGUAAAUCUUCAUCAUGAGGAGCGCUCACAUCCUCCUGUUGUGCAUGCUGGGAGCUGCUCUGCUCUCCUCCGUCCUCAGCAGCAAUGCCAUCACCCCUGAUAACUGCUGCUUCCAGUUCUACCCCAAACGACUGGACAAAAAGCUGGUCCGUGAAUACUCUGUGACUGAUGAGCGCUGUCCCAAGAGAGGAAUCAUUCUGGUUUUGAAGAAGGGCCGCAGAGUCUGUGUGGAUCUCAGUGCCCCCUGGGUUGAGGGCAUCAUGAGGCACGUGGACGAAAACUACUAAACAAAAACCUCCUUUUCAUCAGCCUGAGGCGUCUGUUUCUACAUCACCCAUUAACAAUACUGUUCCUAUAACAGCGGUAUUAAUGUGAAAGCAUUUUAUUCAAUAUUAAGUUUAGUUUUAACUCUGAAUGGAUCAUUAACAAGCAUAUUCCUCAUCUUUUUCAUUUCUCUUAAAAGAUUUUUUAUUCCACACCAUAUUCCAAAUAUUUCAAUAAAAAGAUCUGUCUUAAAAAGGCCUCUUUUUGUUUCUUUCUUGAACUGGUUGGAGGCCACAUGUGUGCAGUUCUCAGUUUCAACGUCUGACAUGUUUAUGUUCUAUUGUGAAUAAAAUAUAGGUUUAUGAGA
Cheilinus undulatus (humphead wrasse) is the source of this 706-nucleotide messenger RNA. It is a transcript of the gene ccl36.1, whose product is annotated as chemokine (C-C motif) ligand 36, duplicate 1. Gene Ontology annotation, cellular component: extracellular region. The record is from RefSeq and is a predicted model, not a curated record. Gene Ontology annotation, biological process: chemokine-mediated signaling pathway; neutrophil chemotaxis; G protein-coupled receptor signaling pathway. Lineage: Eukaryota; Metazoa; Chordata; Actinopteri; Labriformes; Labridae. The coding region runs from base 90 to 362 and encodes 90 amino acids. Gene Ontology annotation, molecular function: CCR chemokine receptor binding; chemokine activity. The transcript is spliced from 3 exons.